Trifolium pratense (red clover) is the source of this 1143-nucleotide messenger RNA. RefSeq lists its product as uncharacterized. Lineage: Eukaryota; Viridiplantae; Streptophyta; Magnoliopsida; Fabales; Fabaceae. The record is from RefSeq and is a predicted model, not a curated record. The transcript is spliced from 3 exons. Bases 158 to 895 code for a protein of 245 amino acids.
GGUGAAAGAUGUUGAUUGAAGGACCUAUAAUUGAGAGCCACAUUCUAACGCAGUGUUCUUCCUCCUCCUCCUCCAUAUAGUUGAGAACCAAGGUUUGGUUUGGGCACCAUCUUCGUUGUUAUUAUUUAGCAAAGGGGAUCCUGAAAGUGCGAGGAGAAUGUCUACCGAUGAAGGAUAUGAUUUUGCGGAGAAAGUAGGUGUUGGGGGCAUGACAAAGGAAGAAGAAAGUGACAGCUUUUAUAAUUACCAUUCUGAAGAACUUAAGACUCCUAUAUGUUUGUCGGAUGACGAAGAAGUAGAUGGACCUAAACAACCUGUGUUCCCUCGAUUCUGCGAAGUGGCAAAGUUUGGUUUUCUCUGUCUUGAGCUAGAGAUGUUGUUCACUAACCUAUCAAGUUUUAAGACAGCUGUGAAGGAUUACACUAUCCAUUUGCAAAGGGAGAUAAAAUGGGUCAAAAAUGACAAGACUAGAGCUAGGGCAAAAUGCAAGCAACAAGAUUGCAAGUGGGAGAUCUUUUGUAGCUGGAGUGAGUUCUGUCAAAGUUUUCAAAUUAAGACAUUUGUUUCGAAACACACAUGUAAUGGAACAGGAUUUAAAAAUAAACAAGCUAAUAGUAAAUGGGCUGUUAAGAAACUAGAGGACAAAAUCAGAACCGAACCUAGCCUUAGUCGCUGUGAAGCACGUGCCUAUUUAAAGCGCGAGUUUGGGGUGCAUGUAGAUGAUUCAAAGAUUUAUAGAGCUAUGAAACGGGUUAGGGAAUUGGUUGAAGCGAGUGAAGAUACGUCACAAUCUGCCACAGCUUCACAACCAGUUCAACCACAACAAGAUAUACCUGCAAAUGAACUUGCUUACGCGAGUGUUGGUGAUAAUGUACCUGCAACUCCUUCUGAGUAAUAGCACCUGUCACAGCAUUGAUCAAGGUUCUGAGAUUCUAUUUUCUGAUAUUAAGGGCAAUUUUUUUGGAUUGUAUUUUCUGAUUUUGAUUGUGCGAAAGGUGCAAACUAUGUUCAGAUUUUAUAUCCAAACCAAACCCUCAUGAUGUAAAUGCACAUAGUAGUUGCAAAAUCUUGAUAUGGUAGAUUCCAUUGGAAUUUGAAUUACUGUUAUUUGAGUCAUAUAGAAGGUUGUAGCUGGUUGAAACC